Molecule: messenger RNA, 3672 nt
Organism: Drosophila bipectinata
Lineage: Eukaryota; Metazoa; Arthropoda; Insecta; Diptera; Drosophilidae
Gene: TTLL4B
Product: Tubulin tyrosine ligase-like 4B
Biological process (GO): protein polyglutamylation; microtubule cytoskeleton organization
Cellular component (GO): cilium
Molecular function (GO): tubulin-glutamic acid ligase activity; tubulin binding
Source: RefSeq, a predicted model, not a curated record
CUUUUUCCAAUUUCAAACCAUACAAGUCCAAUAUAAAUUGCAUAGUUUUUGAUAAAGUAUCGACAUUUUGUAAAAAAAAUUGGUUUGCUUGAGCCCGUAGCCAAACGAAUAGAAUUAAUAUAACUCCGUUGUGCUGUUGUGCACAAGCCAUUGCAAAUUACUGUUUUCGAAUUUGCGCGCCCACUGCCUACCUGUGAAUGGGCAGCACUGGAAAUCGAUAGCACAGUGGUCGAUUUCGAUAGGUGUCCGAUUGUCGGAAAACGAGCUGGCAUCCCCGUCGGUUGUUGCUUCUCAACUGCUGUUGUUGUUGUUGCCGUUUGAAUGGAAAUCAAAACCAAACAAAAUCUCGAGUGAAGACAAGUUGUUUUGGAUCUAGUCCUCGAGUCGAUACCUGUCUAAAAAUUCUCGGUUUGUUUUUGUAUCCCACAAAAUUCUUUGUGCGAAUGUAAAAUAUUAAGUUAUCAAAAUUACCUGUGAACUCAUAUUAUGGCUCAGAUGACCGAGAAGAGGAUGUCGUCGGCCCGAUCAGGGACCGCCGCGAAGGAGAACCAUGGCGGGUCCGGGGGACGGCACCACCAUCACCAGAGCCGCAGCGGCAAGGGCAUCGAGAUUCUUGACUUCCACGAGUCCUGGCUGGAGGAGGUGGAGCUCUACAAGGACAAGAUGGUCAUGUGCAAGAAGCUGACCCACCACAACCACGUACCCGCCUCGUCGCACCCGAACCACUUCAACCAGCACCUCUCUCCUCCGAACCGCUACCAAGGCCGGGUGGGGCCUACCACUCCGCAGCACCGCAGUGCCGCUGGCGGGGGAUCGGCGGCCGGUGGGGGACCCGUCUCCGCGGUCGCCUCCGCCGCUGCUGCCGCCUCAGCUGCUGCGGCGGCCUCCGCCCGCACCUCGCCCCCCAAGCUGAAGAGUCCGCCCUCUUCGCGCAAGCGCCACUCGCCGGAAAAGUCGCUCUCCAACGGCUUGUCGAAGGCCACUCAGCCGCCGCAGCGCGUCAGCAUGCGGGGAUCUCCUAUCCUGAGUUCGCCCCCGAAGGUCACCACAGCCGUGAGCGCCACCGUGGCCCCAGUUGUGGCCAACAGCGUGCUCCAGUCUGAGCCCUACAAGAAGGUUCAGAUGCUAUUGAAGCGCGCGAGGGACGAAGCCUUCUCCAAGCACUCGGUGGGCAACGGCGUCGGAAACGGAAACGGGGCCGGAAACGGGCACAAGCGCUGCAGCCUGAGCCCAACCAUCCAGGCCAAGGGAGCGCCCUCUAGCCUGUCCUGCUCGAGCACCCAGACCCUGAAGCCCUCGCCGCCGAGCAAGAUCGUCGUGAACACCUUCCACGGCAGCAGCAUGCUAAGUGCCCAGCAGCAGGAGGAAAAGAGCCGGCUGCUCACCCAGAACGGACUGACCAAGUCGGCAGCCACCGCCUUGGAGACUAGUCUCUACGCUUCCCUUUACGCCCAGUCGUCGCAUAACGGCCAGCACCACUUCACCAGCCACCGGGUUACCGCCGGUGACCACUGUUCGCCCUAUGUGGGUGUGUCCUUGAACAAGGGCGGUCAAGAGCUCGACCGUCGCCACGAGGAUGAUCCGUGUGCAGCCAUCGACGACAUCAACAACUACGACGACUCUGACUCCGAGGAGGAGUAUGUGGGCACCCCGUUUUUCCUGGAGGAGGACAGCUCUGAGACGCACCAGAGCCGGCACACGCGCCUCCAGCCUGAGAAAAGAGAUUCAAAGGAGUCGGUGGCCACCACAGACUCUGAGGCGUCGGUCUACUUCCGGCCCGAGGCCAUCCUCUCUCCCAGCCUGUUCCCGAACGUCCCGCCCUACCUCAACUUCACCUCGCACGCCGACAAGGGUCCUCCGAUGCCGGCGGCCCUGCACCGCGUCCUGAAGUGGAAGCUGAGUCCGGUGAUGCCCAAGAUUGUGAAGCGGGUGGUCCUCAAUUCCGGCUUUCGCAUUAUCAAGAACACCACCGACUGGAUGGCCGUGUGGGAGAAGCACAUGAAAAGCCCCGGCUUCCGGACCAUUCGAUCCCACCAGAAGUACAACCAUAUACCCGGGUCGUUCCGAAUAGGUCGCAAGGACACCAUGUGGCGCAGCAUCUACAGCAACAUGAAGAAAUUCGGAAAGAAGGAGUUUGGUUUUAUGCAAAAAUCCUACAUAAUGCCGGACGACCUGGAGAACCUCCGACAGGUGUGGCCAAAGAACGCCUCCAAACUGACGAAAUGGAUUGUGAAGCCGCCUGCGAGUGCCCGAGGAACCGGAAUACGGAUCGUCAACAAAUGGAGCCAGUUUCCCAAAGACCGUCCUCUAGUCGUUCAGAAAUACAUCGAACGUCCGCUGCUGAUCAACGACAACAAGUUCGACAUGCGCAUCUAUGUGGUACUGACCUCGAUCAACCCGCUCCGCAUCUACAUGUACAAAGACGGCCUGGCCAGAUUCGCCUCCGUGAAGUACAGCUCGGAGCUGAGCAAUCUCGACGAGCGCUGCAUGCACCUGACCAACUACAGCAUCAACAAGUUCUCGCAGAACUAUGCCAAGAACGAGGACUUCAAUGCCUGCCAGGGACACAAGUGGACGCUGCAGUCGCUGUGGUCAUGUCUGGAGAACCGCGGCGUCAACACCAAGCGCCUCUGGGCCACGCUUCGCAAUCUGGUCAUCAAGGGCAUCGUGAGCGGCGAGUCGGGACUGAACCGCAUGUACCGCCAAAAUGUCAAUUUCCGAUACAAUUGCUUCGAGCUAUUCGGCUUUGAUGUGUUGCUGGAUGAGAAUCUGGUUCCGUGGCUCCUGGAGAUCAACAUCUCGCCCUCACUGCACUCGGAGCUUCCACUGGACCUCCAUGUCAAGGGGCCCCUCAUCCAGUCUGUGUUGAACACGGCGCUCUACCAGGUGCCGCCAAAGCUGAACGAACGCCAACAGGCCGAGAUUCUAGAGGAGCUGAACCUCACCGGGCCUCUGUGUCACGACAAGCGUAUCUUCACCACCUGCCUGACUGCGGAGGAGGUGCGCAAGCACAACCAGUACACUAACCGCAGCAUCGAGUUCCGGGAGGAGUACGUGGACACCAUUCUGGACAACCUGCUGCCGGAUGACGUGCGUUGCCUUAUCGUCGCCGAGGACGAGCUGGCGCGAUGCCAGCCGCUGGAGAGGAUCUUCCCCACGGCGGGGACCCACGUCUACCUGCGCUACAUCGAGAACGCCCGCUACUACAACCGCCUGCUGGAUGCCUGGGAGUCCAAGUACGCCAAGAACCGGGAGGUGGGGAUCGCCUUGCUGUCGCGGUAUUGCCGAGACAAGUAUCAUCUGCAGGUUUCAGACGCGGCCAUGGAGAAGGAACCCAAUGUCGCACUUACCGAGAUCGAUAUGCUGCACGUACGCAAGGAUGAGGUCCUGGACGGUGCCACCACGCUGGCCCUGCUCAAGCCCGCCGCCGCCGCGGACAGCGGCGAGGUGGUGCCGCCAGGUUCGGACGCCUGCAUCGAGAUUAAAACCUGAAACCACCGAGACUGACCUGACUGUCCGAAGUCACCCCCACCGCCACUGCAUACCGAAAUCAUCUGAAAGUUGCUCUCGUUCUAAUCCUUUCCGUUUGCGGCCCGCAUCCCGUUCACCAAAUUCACCUUGGAAUUGUCGCCACCAAAUAAAGUUACAUAAAUCCGAUCGUCUUUAUUAUAA